Molecule: messenger RNA, 961 nt
Organism: Musa acuminata AAA Group (dessert banana)
Lineage: Eukaryota; Viridiplantae; Streptophyta; Magnoliopsida; Zingiberales; Musaceae
Exons: 2
Coding region: 72-647 (191 amino acids)
Source: RefSeq, a predicted model, not a curated record
CCGACAACAUACGGCAUCUCCAACGAACUCUCUCCCUUGCUUGCCUUCGAAGCUCCGUUCUCUCGCUUGCCAUGGAGGAGGAGGAGGACGAGAUCCACGAGCACGCGACCCGGAGCCCGCCGAGCACCGGCCUUGAUGCAGGCGGCGGGGAGACGAGCAUCGACAUCACGGCGCUGGACGGCAUCGUGAACGUGAACGCCAUCUUAACCCUCGCCAUCUUCGUCGGCCUCGCCUGGAACCCCUCCUCCUCCGGCGCCGGCGACGAAGGACUCUCACCGCCCAUCUGCGUCGCCGGGGCGCAGGUGGAGAAGGACCUCGUCUCCUUCCAUGUCUUCGCCUUCGCCUCCUUCCUCUUCUCCAGCCUCGUGGCCCUCUGCCUCAAGCAAGCCGUCCACCUCGCCGGCCCGCACGGCCGGUCGGCGCGCGUCAACAGGGCGCUCCUGCGCGCCGGGAUCGUCGCCUCCGCCGUCGGCUCCGUGUUCGGGUGCGGGUUCCUGAUGCUGGCCCUCGUCAACGUGGUCCAGAUCAAGCUGGGGACGCUGGGGUGCAGCGGCCCCGCCCUGGGCGCCGUAGUGCCGCUCGUCACCCUCAUCCCCGCCGCCAUGCUCAUCUACUCCGCCAUCGUCUUCUACGCCUUCACUCGCUGAACUCGUCCAAUCUACUCACAACCCAUUUCGAGUACUACGAUUUGGAUCGAUCAGAAGCUUCAGAGGCAUCGAUGGAUGGAUGGAUGGAUGGAGGAGGGCUAACAUAGAAAUCUCGGCUACCAUAAUGCACGGAUGAGCCAAAACACGAUGACUCGGUGGAUUCGAUCGGAUGGAGUAGCUUCACAUCCCUUUCGUUGGUGCCAUGAGAUCUGCCAUCUGCAAGUUGUAACACCAUUGAUUAGUCUCACAUCGAAAGUGGACAAGAUUAAGAUUAACUUAUAACGAUCUGAUGAGUAUAUUAUUAUUAAUUUCAA